AUGCCCAAAGUAAAGCCACCGAAGAAGCCAAAAUCGCAAAAUGGCAUUGUCAAACAAGGGAUUGUGUUUAACAAAGAUUUCGGUCAACAUAUUUUAAAGAAUCCUCUAAUAAUAACAUCAAUGUUAGACAAAGCUGGUCUUAGAUCUACAGAUGUAGCCCUAGAAAUCGGUCCGGGUACUGGUAAUAUGACUGUAAAGCUGCUAGAAAUCGUCAAGAAGGUGAUCGCUUGUGAAAUAGAUACGAGAUUGGUAGCAGAAUUACAAAAAAGAGUACAAGCUACUCCUUUACAGUCUAAGCUGCAAAUCAAAGUCGGCGAUGUCCUGAAAAGCGAGUUACCCUUUUUUGAUGUAUGCGUAGCCAAUGUUCCCUACCAAAUAUCUUCGCCAUUGGUAUUUAAACUUCUGUUACACAGACCAUUCUUCAGGUGUGCCGUGCUAAUGUUCCAAGAGGAAUUCGCGCAAAGAUUAGUCGCCAAAGCAGGCCAUAAAUUGUAUUGUAGAUUAUCAGUAAACACUCAGCUACUCGCACGAGUAGAUAUGUUAAUGAAAGUGGGAAAAAAUAAUUUUAGGCCUCCCCCGAAAGUGGAGUCUGCUGUGGUGAGGAUAGAACCCCGCAAUCCGCCGCCUCCUAUAAAUUAUACAGAAUGGGACGGUUUGACUAGGAUAGCUUUUACUAGGAAAAAUAAAACGUUAGGAUCAGUAUUUAAACAAACUGCGGUGUUGGCUGCUUUAGAAAAGAAUUACAAACUUCAUUGCAGUUUAAAUAAUAAAGAAUUGCCUAACGAUUUUGUGUUGAAAGAUAAAAUAGAAGAAAUUUUAACGAAAGAAGGAGCUGACAAAAAGCGAGCCCGAACAAUGGAUAUCGAUGAUUUUAUUUCCUUAUUACACGCCUUUAAUUCAGAAGGAAUGCACUUCUCGUAA
This is a messenger RNA of Phyllotreta striolata, 921 nucleotides long. NCBI's taxonomy places the organism in Eukaryota, Metazoa, Arthropoda, Insecta, Coleoptera, Chrysomelidae. The record is from the annotation of a GenBank genome assembly.